Miniopterus natalensis is the source of this 2845-nucleotide messenger RNA. Lineage: Eukaryota; Metazoa; Chordata; Mammalia; Chiroptera; Miniopteridae. The record is from RefSeq and is a predicted model, not a curated record.
CAAGGUCACAGUGCUAUUAAUUGUGGAACCAAACCCAGCUACAGGAGCAAAACCUAAGGUCUUCUUCAUUACUAGGCAAUACUUAUUGGUCCUUUUUUAAAAAAUUGGAUAUUAAUAAUAUGUUUGCAUGUAGAAGUUGUGGGGUUGUAGGAAGUUUGAAAACUAAAAAUCAUUACAACCACACAUGAAAUAUGCACUGAAGAAUCCGAUCUUAGAACACACUUAGUUGUAUGCUCUAAAAGAUUUCCAAUGCCUGUAUGUGGCAUAAUUAUAACCUAAAACCUUUUGUGUUCAGUGGCAACCAAAACUACCUCAUAGUAUUUAAAGAUACUCUUUUUUGAAAAUUGGGACCUGUUUCAGAUAAAAAAUGUGUGAAAGUUCCUUUCAUCAAAAAUGAUCUUUAAAUCACAUCUUUCAAACUUGGAAAGGACACGUGAAUUAUAUUAGAUGUGAAACAUCACAAUUCUGAAAGUGGAGUUACAUAUUUAUUCUUCUCUUAUAACUGAUAUUUCUUGAUCCAAGUGUGUUGAAGGGAUAGAUUGGAGAAGUUUGCAAAGAUCUUUUAUAAAUUCCAAAUGUAUAAAAGCCCAUUUCUCACAGAUUAAACAAUAUUCCAAGUUUAAUUUUGGCUUGCUUUAGGAUCCCAGAAACUCGUAGACUGAGUUAUUUCAUCAAACACAUGCAAGUCUUAACUUGAAACAAACUCUAUAAGAGCCAAGAAAAAAGUUAAAAGCAUAAGCAUAACCACAUUAAAUAAUUCCCUUUUUAUUUGAGCAGGUCUGGUGUUACCUUUUCAUUUGGGGAAACCGUAAUAGUUGUAGGUGUGGUGUUUUUCAUACUGACCGUUGCAGCUGAAUUUACUGUGUUCUGUGCAGAAUGGCUGUUGAUGGUGGGUGUGGGGACACUGGAGACUGGGAAGGUCGCUGGAACCAUGUAAAGAAGUUCCUCGAGCGAUCUGGACCCUUCACACACCCUGAUUUCGAACCCAGCACUGAAUCUCUCCAGUUUUUGUUAGAUACAUGUAAAGUUCUAGUCAUUGGAGCUGGCGGCUUAGGAUGUGAGCUCCUGAAAAAUCUGGCUUUGUCUGGUUUUAGACAGAUUCAUGUUAUAGACAUGGACACUAUAGAUGUUUCCAAUCUAAAUAGGCAGUUUUUAUUUAGGCCUAAAGAUGUUGGAAGACCUAAAGCUGAAGUUGCUGCGGAAUUUCUAAAUGACCGAGUUCCUAAUUGCACUGUAGUUCCACAUUUCAACAAGAUCCAGGAUUUUAACGACACUUUCUAUCGACAAUUUCAUAUAAUUGUGUGCGGACUGGACUCUAUCAUAGCGAGGAGAUGGAUAAAUGGCAUGCUGAUAUCUCUUCUAAAUUAUGAAGACGGUGUAUUAGAUCCAAGCUCCAUUGUCCCUUUGAUAGAUGGGGGGACAGAAGGUUUUAAAGGAAAUGCCCGUGUGAUUCUGCCUGGAAUGACUGCUUGUAUUGAAUGCACACUGGAACUGUAUCCACCACAGGUGAAUUUUCCCAUGUGCACCAUUGCAUCUAUGCCCAGGCUACCAGAGCACUGUAUUGAGUAUGUAAGGAUAUUGCAGUGGCCUAAGGAGCAACCUUUUGGAGAAGGGGUUCCAUUGGAUGGAGAUGAUCCUGACCAUAUUCAGUGGAUUUUCCAAAAAUCCCUGGAGAGAGCAUCACACUAUAACAUUAGGGGUGUUACGUAUAGACUCACGCAAGGCGUAGUGAAACGAAUCAUUCCUGCAGUAGCUUCCACAAAUGCAGUCAUUGCAGCUGUGUGUGCCACUGAGGUUUUUAAAAUAGCCACAAGUGCAUACAUUCCCCUUAAUAAUUACUUGGUAUUCAAUGAUGUAGAUGGACUGUACACAUACACAUUUGAAGCAGAGAGAAAGGAAAACUGUCCAGCUUGUAGCCAGCUUCCACAAAAUAUUCAGUUUUCUCCAUCAGCAAAGCUACAGGAGGUUUUGGAUUAUCUAACCAAUAGUGCUUCUCUGCAGAUGAAAUCUCCAGCCAUCACAGCCACAUUAGAGGGAAAAAAUAGAACACUUUACUUACAGUCGGUAACCUCCAUUGAAGAACGAACAAGACCAAAUCUCUCCAAGACAUUGAAAGAAUUGGGACUUGUUGAUGGACAAGAACUGGCAGUUGCUGAUGUCACCACACCACAGACAGUAUUAUUCAAACUUCAUUUUACUUCUUAAGGACAAUAAAUCUGCAUAUAAUAGACAAUUUAUGGAAAUGCUAUACUUUGUGGAUGCUAAGAAAUUUCAUUCAUUCAUUUUUAGCAUUAGUGUUGCUGAAAUUUGACUUUUUUUUUUUUUAAUGAGUCACUCUUUUUUACCUUUAUCACUUUCCCUUGAAGACAGAAUUUGGGGUUGGUGCUUGUAAGCAUUUUCAUUAAUAAUAUGAGAAAUUGAUGCCUAGAGAAAUACAUUAUGAGCAAAUGUAUUGCUUCUUUUAGAGGAGGCAGACAUCCUUUUGUGUGUGAAUUUUGUUAUUAUGGUCAAAGAGUGCAUUCCCCAGUUUUCAUUUGAGCACCCACAUAUACAAAAGAUGUCCCUUUAAAGAAAAUAAGAAAAUUAAGUUAUAAAUAACUGUUAUAACUUGACAUCUGGAAUAUAUUGAACAUAGCCUGUAUCUUACCUGUUUUAAUAUUCAUUCAGUUGUGGCUGUUCAGAUGAAUAUUAACUUUUCCAAAGGUUACCUUGCCCAUGAUAAUUUGUAAAUAGUGUUAGAGCUGAAUACUGUGCAUGGAAAUGGGGAAUAUUUUCAUGUUUACGUGCAGUGCCAUAGAGUCCAAUAUGCACAACAUUAAAGCCAAGACAUGGUGGUUUAAAAGAA